Molecule: messenger RNA, 872 nt
Organism: Ananas comosus (pineapple)
Lineage: Eukaryota; Viridiplantae; Streptophyta; Magnoliopsida; Poales; Bromeliaceae
Product: 50S ribosomal protein L27, chloroplastic
Exons: 3
Coding region: 79-666 (195 amino acids)
Biological process (GO): translation
Cellular component (GO): ribosome
Molecular function (GO): structural constituent of ribosome
Source: RefSeq, a predicted model, not a curated record
CUCCACUCCUCUCUCUCUCUCUCUCUCUCUCUCUCUCGCUCGCUCGUCGAGAGUUGUAGACCUCAGAAGCCUCCAUUAAUGGCGACGGUGGCCUUCGCCCCCCUCGUCGGAGCCUUCAAGGGCCUCUCCCUCUCCUCCUCCUCCUCCUCCUCCUCCUCCUACCUCCGAGGCGACCUCGGGGCGCUCCCCCUCUACGGCCGCAGCGGCGCCGGCGCCGUCUUCUUCCCGGUUCGGUUCCCGCCAUUGACGAUCGAGUCGGCGCACAAGAAGGGCGCGGGGAGCACGAAGAACGGUCGGGAUUCGCGCGGGAAGCGCCUCGGCGUCAAGAUCUACGGCGACCAGCUCGCCCAGCCCGGCGCCAUCAUCGUGCGCCAGAGGGGCACCAAGUUUCAUCCUGGGAAAAAUGUAGGACUUGGAAAGGACCACACCAUCUUUUCUUUGAUAGAUGGCCUGGUCAAAUUCGAGAAAUUCGGUCCAGACAAGAAAAAGGUUAGUGUUUACCCGCGAAUUGAACAGCCAGAGAACCCUAAUAGUUACAAAGCAAGGAAAAGGGAGUAUUUCCGCCUCCAACGUGAAAAAAGGAAGGCCAGAAUGGAAGGUGUAGUUCCGCCUCAAUUAGUAUUGGCCUCAGCUGAAGAAGCUUCUGAGGUCAAUCCUUCUUGCUGAUAAUUUUAAUUUCAAUUUCCUCUCUGUCUUUGUUGGGAAAUACUCUCUGAUGUUUUCCUUUUUCCAAUCUUUCAUGUGUAAAUCAUCAAUUUCACAAAUGACUAAAAAGCCUCAUUUCAUAUAUUCUUUCUAAUGUAUCUUGGUGCCUUCCUAGCCCCUUCUGGGUAAUGAUAAUAUAUCAGAAUGGAGUGUUCACUUCAAACUCA